This is a messenger RNA of Triticum aestivum (bread wheat), 2674 nucleotides long. Its product is annotated as P-loop NTPase domain-containing protein LPA1. Bases 258 to 2372 code for a protein of 704 amino acids. The transcript has 7 exons. The record is from RefSeq and is a predicted model, not a curated record. NCBI's taxonomy places the organism in Eukaryota, Viridiplantae, Streptophyta, Magnoliopsida, Poales, Poaceae.
AGAGUGUGGGCGUGGCGGGGCGGGGGACAGGUGGAGGCCACGGGCGGCCGCGGCGUGUCCGCCGCGACAUCUGCCGCCGCACCGCCCCCCGCCACCUCGUCGCAUCCCCACGCCGCGACAAUGGCCGCCCGGGCUCAAACCCCCCCUCCCCUACGAGGUCCGCCUCGACUCGCCGCUCUCUCGAUCCAUCCAGAGGGGCUGUCCCUUCUCUCCUCCGCUCGCCGCUUGGUCGUAGAAAAGAAGUCCGGGCAGGGGACAUGGCCGCCGCCGCCAAGCAGCCGCCGCUGUACAUUGCCGUCGCCGACGACCGCCGGGGGAGGAGCGGCUUCCGGUACACGCGCCCCGUCCUGCAGAGCGCGCUCCAGCUCAUGGGCUGCAAGCCACGCCACGCCUUCAAGAUCAGCAAGAGAGUUUUCGAUGUGACCAGGAGCGACUUCGUAGACUCGUCAAAACUGGAUGGAUCCACACAGGAGGAUGGCAUGAAGGUUGCCGAGCUCCUGGACGCGGAAAACAUGGCCAACAUACCGUUCGAGCUGUACAAGACCCAGACCACUGCUGUUGUUUCCAGGGAGGAGUUCCUGGAUGUCGUGUGCGACGCCCUCACCUUGUACAAGUAUGUCGGGCCCAAUCAGAGAGCCGACCUGCUCCUUGCCUGCAGGAUAAAGGAGAGGAAAGAAUCAGUGACAGUACUCUUGUGUGGCACAAGUGGAUGCGGCAAGUCCACUCUAUCAUCCUUGUUGGGUAACAGGUUGGGUAUCACAACCGUGGUUUCUACCGACUCUAUACGGCACAUGAUGAGGAGUUUCGUAGAAGAGAAAGAAAACCCUCUGCUCUAUGCGUCAACCUACCAUGCCGGAGAUUGUCUAGACCCCGUUGCGGUUGCCCAAGCUAAGGCAAAAAACAAGGCCAAGAAACUCUCUGUUAUUUCUCAUUCAAAUGCUGAUGCAGACAAAGAUGCUGGCACUUCAUCAGAUGAGAAGUGCCAUAAUUGCACAUCCUCCUCGGACUCGCCUCCUAGUAGAACUGAAGUUCCCAGCAAAAAGCAGAUGGCGAUAGAAGGAUACAAGGCACAGAGUGAGAUGAUCAUUGGCAGCCUUGACAGAUUAAUUACGACGUGGGAGGAGCGGAAAGAAUCUUUAAUUGUAGAAGGGGUUCAUUUAAGCCUGAAUUUUGUGAUGGGGCUGAUGAAGAAACAUCCCUCCGUGAUACCAUUUAUGGUAUACAUCACGAACGAGGAGAAGCACAUGGAACGGUUUGCGGUCCGUGCAAAGUACAUGACGCUUGAUCCAGCAAAGAACAGGUACGUCAAAUACAUCCAGAACAUCAGAGCAAUCCAGGAAUACCUCUGCAACCGGGCCGACAAGCAUCGAGUGCCGAAGGUCAACAACACCAACGUAGACCGGAGCGUGGCGGCCAUACACGCCACGGUUUUCAGCUGCCUUCGCCGGCGGGAGGCGGGGGAGCAGUUUUAUGACCCACAUACAAACACAGCAGCUAUGGUGGAUGAAGAGUACAGGAGCCAGUGCGCCGCAAACUCGUCGAGCUCCAAGGGGAUGUUUCAGCUGAUUCAGAGGAAGGGGUCGUCUAGGAAUCUGAUGGCGCUGCUUAACACCGACGGUUCCGUUGCGAAGGCGUGGCCUGUCGAUGCCGGCGACGGCAGUGGAAACGGAAAUGAUGGCACGGGCAGUGAGAAGUCUGUCGGAAAUCCUAUGUAUGGCCCGCUGCAAAUCGGGAAGGCAGAGCCUGUCAAUCUUCAGUUUGGCUCUUUUGGGAUUAGUGCGUGGCCAAGUGAUACCGGAUGCACCAGUCAUGCUGGGAGUGCCGAUGACUCCAAGGCUGAUGGCACAGACACAGGGAGUAGGUAUUUAUCCUCGUGUUGCAGCACACCAAAGAUGUCAGAUGAUAAUUCCAAAGAGAUACAGCUUGUAGAUGAGUAUUCAGUGUUCGACAGCGAAGAAGAAGCAGAGGAAGUCGAUGCUGGUGAUGCAGAGACAGAUGACGAUGAUCUAACUGACAAAGAAAAGGAAAUUCAGGAGCAGAUGGAGGAAGCAGGGUCGGUGGACGAGCAGUCGACCAAGUCGGACGAGGAGUACCUAGACCUGGCCAUGAGAGAAAACGGCUACUGGUCCGACGAUGAGCAGCAGACCAGCCUGAUGAAGCAGCCCCCGGCCCCGGGCGCAGGAGGCGGUGAAGAUGAUGAUAACAAUGCCAUGAAGAAGGCUGACAACAAGCUGAACCAGUUGCUGGAGAUGGGAAACGACGGCGGCGCAGAGAUGCCAUGCGCCCACCCUCUGACAAUGAACGGCGGGAACCGUGGCUGCGACGCCAAGGUGAGGCGACGAUGCGCACUCGGCCCGGAAGGGCUGUUGUAGAACCGGUGCCGCCAUGUCGGUUGCGAAUCAGCAGUGUGGUUGUGGAGUGGGGCCUGAAGUUCCCAUGAUCCAGUAGGUGCUGCUGGAUCCCAUCAUAUCUACUGUAGCUGUGUUGUUGUUCUUGUUGUAAGAUGGUAGCAAGUAGCAUCCCAUCAUAUGCUGUUGUAUUAGUUUCUGAAGUAGAUCAGGGGAGAGGAGCAGACUAUCCUUCCCUCCCUGACAGGAUGGAUCAUGGAUGGACACAUAAUUAUAUAUACAUAUACAUGAGUAGUAGCAAAAUGAACAUGAAGAAUUCCCCUUGA